Molecule: messenger RNA, 1811 nt
Organism: Exophiala xenobiotica
Lineage: Eukaryota; Fungi; Ascomycota; Eurotiomycetes; Chaetothyriales; Herpotrichiellaceae
Exons: 2
Coding region: 40-1644 (534 amino acids)
Biological process (GO): transmembrane transport
Cellular component (GO): membrane
Molecular function (GO): transmembrane transporter activity
Source: RefSeq, a predicted model, not a curated record
UUGAGACAUUUCUACGAGCAUAGCGUGUACUGUCGUACGAUGUCUUCAACACGGACGCGAAGUGUCGAACUCCGUGACAUUACAUCUACAACUACGAACGUUGGAACCACGGGCAGCCCAUCGAUCGUCCCCGAAGACACAAACGUAGCUACGUCCACAUCCACCGUGGGAGAAGACCGCAAAGAGAGGCUCUGGGUAGGCUUCCGGGCCGCAACGAUCAUCUUCCAACUCUCAGCAAUCAACUUCCUGUCCUCCUUCGUUAAUGGCGUUAUCGUCGUCGGUCUGCCCGCAAUCGCAGCUGACCUCGGCCUGUCCCAAGAGCUGUAUCUUUGGCCGUCGUCCAUCUACGGCUUGACCAGCGGCGCGACGCUGCUCCUCGCUGGAUCCAUUGCUGAUGUAGUCGGCAGCCGCAUGGUCGACCUGAUCGGAUGCAUUGGCGCUGGCGUAUCCGCUCUAGCCUGCGGAUUGAGCAGGUCUGGCGUGCAACUCGUCGCGUUUCGCGCCCUGGCCGGCGUCGCGAUGUCGAUGCACCUGCCGUGCUCGGUGAGCAUCGUCACGCAGACUGCCGCAAGCGGGAAACCGCGGAACAUUGCCUUUUCUUGUCUGGGGCUCAGUCAGCCUCUGGGAUUCUCGUUCGGACUGGUCCUCGGUGGAGUAUUUGUCGAUACAACAGGGUGGAGAACGGGGUUUUAUAUUCCUGGUGCUGCGGUGCUGGCGUUUGCUGGGCUCGGGUUCUUCGUGCUUCCACGCGAUGCCGUGGUUGAAGGGUCAUCACGGCUCUCGGGGCUCAAGACCAAGGUGGAUUGGGUGGGUGCCACGAUUGCCAGCGGCGGACUGGCUAUGUUCUCUUAUGUCCUUGCGGUCUUGAGCGCAGACAGUGCGAGCAUUGAACGCCCAAACGCCAUUGCCCUGCUCGUUACUAGCGUUGUGCUCAUGGUCGCGUUUCCGUUCUGGAUUCGCCGACAAGAGAAGGGCGGUCGUCCUGCCUUGAUUCCGAAUUCGAUUUGGAAGAACCAGGCCUUCACCAGCGUGUGUGUUACCGUGCUGCUGUCCAAUGGGGUGCUGAACUCGAUGGAGUUGUACUCGAGUCUUUUCUUCCAGGAGGUCCAAUCGCUCCCGGCGCUCCAAGCGUCACUCCGCUUGCUUCCAGCACUCAUCUUUGGGACGGUUUUGAAUUUGAGCACCGGACUCCUGGUCGAUGCGAUACCGGUCCUGUGGCUAGUGCUGUUUUCCUCGGCUUGUACAGCCGGGUCGCCGCUACUCAUGGCCUUGAUUAGUCCGAGGCUGGAGUACUGGCAUGGGGCAUUCUUCGCUCAGAUUCUUGAGCCAAUGAGUGCGGAUAUCCUGUUUACCGUCGGCUUGAUCGUCAUAAGUGACGGGUUCCCGGAGCAGAUGCAAGGUCUUGCGGGCGGAGUGUUUAGCACAGUCAGUCAGUUUGGCAUCUCGCUCGGCUUGAGUACCAUGCAGGUCAUUUCCAACCUUGUCACGGAGGAGACAAGGUAUCGGAACAAGAAGUCCUCACCAGCCUUGCUGAAAGGGUAUCGAGCGAGUUUCUGGGCAAUGUUCGGCGCCAUGAUCUUGUGCUGUUUGGUCGCAGCGUUUGGACUGAGGAAGGCGGGCAAGGUCGGCUUGAAGAGGGAGUAAAUAAUUGUCGCGGCCUAAUUAAAAGUUCGCUUGAGAUGGUGUACAUCAUGUAUGAUGAUCUCCGCCUGAGGGCUAUCUUCGAAGUUGGCUGAAUAGCGCGAUAGUAGCCAAUGCGAUCAGGGCUAUAUCUGGACCGUAGGAUUUGCCGGCUUGGAUUUGCAUCGUCA